Messenger RNA from Mus caroli (Ryukyu mouse), 2298 nucleotides. It is a transcript of the gene Tmem50b, whose product is annotated as transmembrane protein 50B. The record is from RefSeq and is a predicted model, not a curated record. NCBI's taxonomy places the organism in Eukaryota, Metazoa, Chordata, Mammalia, Rodentia, Muridae.
CGCCCCACCGGCGCCCUGGCCUCCUGCCCGCCGCCGGCCCCCGGCUCCCGGGCUGAGGUUGAUCGGGCCGCCGCUGCCGGGACCGACGCGCGCCCUCGACGUCCCUGCUCCUGCUUGGGCUCGGCGUGGACGUCGCAGGUAGCCGGGAACCAUUGUUUAAUGAGAACUCCAUGUGUACAGAGUGAAGAUGGCAGGCUUCCUGGAUAACUUCCGCUGGCCGGAGUGUGAGUGCAUUGACUGGAGCGAGCGCAGGAACACGGUGGCCUCUGUGGUCGCAGGGAUAUUGUUUUUUACAGGCUGGUGGAUAAUGAUUGAUGCCGCGGUGGUGUACCCUAAGCCUGAGCAGCUGAACCACGCUUUCCACACGUGCGGUGUGUUUUCCACGCUGGCCUUCUUCAUGAUAAAUGCUGUAUCCAAUGCCCAGGUGCGAGGUGACAGCUAUGAAAGCGGCUGCCUAGGACGAACUGGUGCUCGGGUCUGGCUCUUCAUUGGGUUCAUGCUGAUGUUCGGGUCACUCAUCGCCUCCAUGUGGAUCCUUUUUGGUGCAUAUGUUACUCAAAACAUCGAUGUUUACCCUGGACUAGCUGUGUUCUUUCAAAAUGCUCUUAUAUUUUUUAGCACUCUGAUCUACAAAUUUGGAAGAACUGAAGAGCUCUGGGCCUGAGAUCACCGCACACCGCCCCUUCCUCUUGAAUUCCAUGGCGAGCUCCGUUAUCUCUAGUAUAUGACGUUACAGAUUGCCAAAUGGAGCGUUGUGUGCUCAGGGCUUCGUUUCUUCAUAGUUUUGUGUCCUGAGUUUGGAAUUGCUUUUGCAAAAUGUCUGUCUUGGUUUUUCAUCAACUAGACAAGUUAAUAUGUUGAUAAUACAUCACUACAUAUACAUGAUGCUGAAUGUCAGGUUUUUAUUCCCAAGACUAAGAUUGGUAUGGCUCCCGAGCCGGGGUUAUACUGUCUUGGUGUUUAGAGAUAAACACUCUGUCUUGGUAUCUCUGAUGUUUGAAAAUGUGCAAAAUACACAGCUCCGUGUCCCUAGAGGCCCUGAGCUAUUAACAAAGGCAUUUCUGCCAGGUGUAAUUUAUUUUGACUUAGGAAUGAGAUUUUUUUUUUAAGGAAAAAAAUGUUUGUGCAUAUGUAUUAAAGAGCUGGACUUUUUAUAUGAAGAUUUUUUUAAAUGCCCAAAGGACUAGUUUGAAAGCCCUCUUUGCAAAGAAUUCCUCUAACUUGACUUUUGUUUGAGAAGGGAUAACACAGAGAUAAACUCCAUUUUGUAAAUCAGACGGCAGGCAGCCGAGCCCUGUGCUUUCCGUCUCACCGAGCAGCUUUGAUGCCCGGGUUGUUGUGGGCGGCCUGCCUCUGUCCCGCAUUACCACACAGCAAGGGACCCUGCAGCAGCCGCAGUUUAGAUGCAUGGCCAAGUGGAAUAACUAGCUAACGACCUCUUCCCGAAGGGCGCUGUGACCUACGAAAGGUCAGCUGCUUCAUUCACUUUGUUCUGACUCCUUCUGUGUAGCUCUCAGGCUCUGGGCGGCCAGCUGCUGCAGAGUACAAGUAUCCUGUACUGAAAGUUCGCACUCCACACCAGACCCUCCAUCCCAUGUUUGAGUGCUGCGCUUGCCCCACGUAUAUUUCUGUGGGCCUUUCCCUUGAGUCAAGAUUUUGUGUUGCACUUUUAACCCCAGAGGAUUUUUAUAAGACAUUUUGCUGUAAAACAGUAGUAAGGAUGGUUGUAGUGCACCUCCCAUGCAAGCCUUACUUUACUUAGCAGCCUCUCUGAGAGGCCCCUCCAAGCACAGUGCGUGAAGCGGCUGCCGAUCGCUGCGCUUCAUCCUGAUCCAUCUUGCUUCAUUACUCUCCCAUCAGUCCCUCAAAAUGUCAGCUUUGUCUAGCUUCCAGUGAACUAGAAAGCUAGCCAUAUGUUUCCAUUCUUAGAACUGAUGCAAUAAAUACUCCCUCUCACACUCGCUGCACAGUUAGGUGUGCUGGGGGCAGCGACCCGUACAACCCUGCUCUGCGUCCUCCACUGUCCGAGAAACAAGGAGAGGACACACUGUACACAUCGUGCUAAUACAGAGGUCUAUGAAGGGCAGUCCUGACGACCGACUGAAAAUGGCAGUGGCUUCUCUAUUCAUGAAUUUUGUUUUAAUUGUGAGCAAAUCCGUUGAUUUCCUCUGUUGUUUCAUUAAAUGAGAGAUGAAGUUUGUAUCCUCUUAUAGAUCUUAUGAGUCAGUAGAAUUCUUGGUAAUCAUAUAAAAUGCACACGGUUCUCUUAAUAAAGGUCUCACUGUUGCUCAAGCUCGA